AUGUUACGGACGGAGAUGCUCCGAUGGCAUCCGGAUAAGUUCGCGGGGAAGUUUGGCGGUGCGAUCCGGGAGAAGGACGUCGCGGAGGCGACGACGCGCGUGAACGUGCUCGCGCGGCUCGUCGCGGAGCUGUUCAAGGAAGCCGCCGCCGCGUGA
Molecule: messenger RNA, 156 nt
Organism: Micromonas pusilla CCMP1545
Lineage: Eukaryota; Viridiplantae; Chlorophyta; Mamiellophyceae; Mamiellales; Mamiellaceae
Exons: 1
Coding region: 1-156 (51 amino acids)
Source: RefSeq, a predicted model, not a curated record